Molecule: messenger RNA, 883 nt
Organism: Gossypium raimondii (Peruvian cotton)
Lineage: Eukaryota; Viridiplantae; Streptophyta; Magnoliopsida; Malvales; Malvaceae
Exons: 1
Coding region: 165-725 (186 amino acids)
Molecular function (GO): acyltransferase activity, transferring groups other than amino-acyl groups
Source: RefSeq, a predicted model, not a curated record
GCACCAAGCAGCAUAGUUUGGCUAAGGUUCCUACCAAGUUCUCCAAGCUAUCAUCUUUUAGUUUACCAAUAUAUACCAAACCUAAUCUUCUUAGUUCUCAUCCAAAACUUCAAAUUAAUUACACAUUCAGAGAUUAACCCAAAUUUUUUUACAAGAAACCCAGCAUGGCAGUAACCUCUGUUGUUCAAUCAGACCAAAUCAAAGCCAAAGAUGAAUAUCCCAACCUAUCUCUCCGACCAUUACAAGUUUCAGAUGUGGAUGAUUUCAUGGUCUGGGCCAGUGAUGAAAAAGUGACACGUUUCUGUACUUGGGAACCUUAUACCAACAAAGAAGAUGGCUUGAAUUACAUAAAGAACAUUGUUGUGCCUCAUCCUUGGUUAAGAGCAAUAUGUAUUGACGACCGACCGGUUGGUGCUAUUUCGGUAAGUGCAAAUUCAGGCAAUGAUAAAUGCAGGGGUGAACUUGGGUAUGUUUUGGCAUUCAAAUAUUGGGGUAAAGGGAUUGUAACGAGAGCUGUGAAGAUGGUGGUUGAGACCAUAUUUGUUGAAUGGCCACAUUUGGAGAGACUCGAGGCUUUGGUUGAUGUUGAAAAUGUGGGGUCUCAAAGGGUGCUUGAAAAAGCUGGGUUCCAAAGAGAAGGUGUUUUGAGGAAGUAUUUAAUAGUAAAAGGGAGGUCUAGAGACAGGGUUAUGUUGAGUUUUCUUUCUACUGAUUAUCAGAGUUGACAUGUUUAUUCUCAUGUUAACAUGUUUAUUAGAUGCACCAAAAAUGCUAAGUUGACUCAUAUUGCAUAACCAAUUUGGAAUUGGGCCACUCAAAUUGUUAUAAGAUGCUUCGAAUUUUUUCAACAUUGGAAUUGAGAUGUUUGCAUCAUUUAAGGGAA